Xiphophorus couchianus (Monterrey platyfish) is the source of this 3760-nucleotide messenger RNA. It is a transcript of the gene rapsn, whose product is annotated as receptor-associated protein of the synapse, 43kD. The transcript has 8 exons. Gene Ontology annotation, molecular function: protein-membrane adaptor activity; acetylcholine receptor binding. Bases 726 to 1997 code for a protein of 423 amino acids. Gene Ontology annotation, cellular component: neuromuscular junction; plasma membrane. Lineage: Eukaryota; Metazoa; Chordata; Actinopteri; Cyprinodontiformes; Poeciliidae. Gene Ontology annotation, biological process: positive regulation of neuromuscular synaptic transmission; synaptic transmission, cholinergic. The record is from RefSeq and is a predicted model, not a curated record.
CCACUAGGAACACUGUCUGAAACGCAGCUCUUUUACAACAAACAAAAGCCAACAAAAAAAAAAAAAACUUGGAACAGCAGCAUGUUGCUUCCUGGGACAGUGGUUGACCUCUCCCAUGACUCUCUGGGACUUCUGUUUUUUAAGGCUCCAGACUUUUCCAUUUUGUCCAGUGUGUAUCUCUCCGUCAUUGGGUCAUGUAAAGGUAGAUUGCUAGGAGCUGUAGUGACCUUGGGACAGUUUGCUGAGGGCAGAACAUUAAUUCCUGAAGGGACACAUGGUCUGGAGUGACAAGACCAUCUGCUGGAGCCGCAGCAGGAGGAAGGUGGAGUGGGGUGGCUGGUCGAAGGGGGUGCUAAGAAUUCCUUUUGCUGGGGUGUGGAGGGAGCAGAUAUUCUGGGAAACCUUUGCCAGCUCUCAGCAGGGAUACUUGUAUCUUUUAUAUUUUUUCCAAAGGAAUUUAAAAAGGAGAAUUUUCUGCACUCCUGAGGUGAAAGAGGAUCAGUUUUCCAGCUCUUAGCAGGGCAUUUUUGUGAUAAUGUUCUUGGUGUGCCACCACUGUUCCUCGCUGGAUCCGGUUUCGUCUCCAUCUCAGCUCGGCCGGAGCUGAUAGAGCUGGAUCUGGUACCGACCGUUCUGAGGGGAUCAUCUUCAAGGAGUCUUCUUUGGAGUUGUGCAGGAAGGAUCUGCUUUCUUCCUGCCUUGCUGAAACUGCAUGGCCUAAGCGAAUGAAUAUUUUCACGUUGCGCAUUGCACCAGAAAUGGGCCAGGACCAAACCAAGCAGCAGAUAGAGAAGGGCCUGAAGUUGUAUCAGUCCAAUCAGACGGAUAAAGCCCUGCAUGUCUGGACAAAAGUUCUGGAAAAGACUUCAGACCCUGGAGGGAAGUUUCGAGUUCUUGGGUGCCUGAUCACAGCCCACUCAGAAAUGGGAAAGUACAAAGAUAUGCUUAAGUAUGCCCUCGAACAGAUUGACACAGCCCGGGAAAUGGAGGACCCAGACUACCUAACUGAAGGCUACCUGAACUUGGCGCGUAGCAACGAGAAGCUGUGCGACUUCCAGAAGACGGUGUCUUACUGCCAGACCUGCUUAAAUAUGCAAGGCACCACUGUAAGCCUGCAGCUCAAUGGUCAAGUGUGUCUGAGCAUGGGCAACGCCUACCUGGGCCUCAGCGUCUUCCAGAAGGCCCUGGAGAGCUAUGAGAAGGCACUGCGCUAUGCACACAACAACGAUGACAAGAUGCUGGAGUGCAGAGUCUGCUGCAGUCUGGGAAACAUCUAUGUGCAGCUAAAGGACUACGAGAAAGCCCUGUUCUUCCCCUGCAAGGCAGCUGAACUCGUCAACGACUACGGCAAAAGCUGGAGCCUCAAGUAUCGUGCCAUGAGCCAGUUCCACAUGUCUGUGGCCUACAGGAAGCUGGAGCGUCUGCCCGACGCCAUGGGGUGCUGCGAGGAAUCCAUGAAGAUUGCUUUGCAGCAUGGCGACCGGCCCCUGCAAGCUCUGUGCUUACUGAACUUUGCAGACAUCCACCGCUGCAGGCAUGAUGUUAAUAAAGCAUUCCCUCGUUACGAGUCUGCACUGGGCAUUAUGACCGAGAUCGGAAACCGUCUUGGACAAGCGCAUGUCUAUCUGGGUGUUGCAAAAUGUUGGCUUCUGCAGAAAGAAUAUGACAAGUCUCUGGAAUCUUUGGAGCGAGCGCAAGAGCUUGCAGAUGGAAUGGGAAACAAGCUGUGCAGCCUGAAGGUUCACUCCCUACGUGAGGGCAUCUACCGCAACAACAAGCAGCAGGAGGAGCUGCGAGAGCAGGUGGUGAAGUUCCUGCAGUGUGUGGAGGAGCUGGAGCUCUACUGCGGCAUGUGUGGGGAAUCCAUCGGGGACAGGGACCAAAAGCUGCAGGCGUUACCCUGUUCCCACAUUUUCCAUCUCAAGUGUCUGCAAACAAACGGGACAAAGGGUUGCCCAAAGUGUUUCAAAUCCUCCAUCAAGCCUGGAUUUGUGUGACUGCCACCGUCAGUUUGCAUGUUGGCUCUGCAGACACGGCAUGACGCCUUCAAGGCUCUGGACUGACGUGAAGGCGGCAGGCAGCCUUAGGAUGUGCUGAAUUUCAAAAAGGCACAAACGUUUGGUCCUCUGCACACGGGACGGCUACUCUAACGCAAGAGCGUCCCCGAGUCUGUGGCUCACAAACCCAGAUUAGGGCCUCGGUCUCAUUGAGACUUCAGACUCAGUCCAUCAGAGGAGAUACUGUAUAACUAACUGUGUUAAAUUGUGAGAUAAGCUGAAAAAUCAGAUGAACUUUACAUCUGUUGCAACAGGCUAAGGACCGCCAACUUCACUGGCUGUUGUAUGUGUAAGAACCAUUUAAAAACAAUGAGAUGAGUCUUUGAUAUCUAAAAUCAAUGCAUAUGUCAAAAUUCACCACAGUUGUUCUGUAGGAAUUGUUUUUCUCACAAAAGCACAAUCACUCCUGAAUAAUACUGUUUUUUUCAUGUACAUAAUGUUCUCAUGUUAUUUUCUGGCAAACAUUUGGUUGAUUUAAUGUAUUUUUUUUGUAAAACUAACUAAAAUCUCUUAAUCUUUGAAAAACUAAUAUGUCUUUACAAACAGGUUCAUGCAGCUGUAUUAAUAUGUUAUUAUUACUUUUAUUUAUAGAGGAAAAAAACUGGACCUUUGAUCAGUCAUGUAGGCACUCAGUUUCUUGGGGAAGAUGUAGAGUUUUAGUUUAAUACAUUGUUAGUAUUUUUAUAUCACUGGUUGUAUUUUACUUACAAAGGCAUUGAACGGAUUGGCCUUUUUUUGAUGGAUAAAGUAAAAAAGAUAAACAAAUCUGGAUCUUUUUACAUGAGCUAAAUGAAUAACUAAGCAGCAAUGUGAGAUUAUGAACCCAUUUAUUUAUUUAUUUAUUUAUUUUACUGUUUAUUAGAGUAUUUCUUAACAGUCUUUGAGAUUUACUAUCAAUAUUCCAUGUAAAUGAUUUACUUCUAGCUUUAUUGUUUUGCCUAGGACGAAAAACAUAUUUAGCUAAAUAAUGUGCUUUAUUUGCAGCCAGGUUACAAAUAUUUGAGAGACUGAAGGUAAUCUGCCAGUGCAGCUAUUUACACUCAGAACUUUAGCUUUAAAAUCUAGGGUUCCUAAGCAAUCUGGAAAAGAGUCAAAUUUGAAUUCAGUAUUUUCACUAUCUGGACAAACAGGAGCAAAUAACAUGGAAAAAUAGAAAAAUUAUGCAUAUUUACAGACUUUGUUCCUGCUCCAUUGCUUAAAUCAUCCUCUGUUUCUGGGAAAUUAUGUUUGGAAUAGGAACCCUGUCUUUGUUUUACAAACUGCAGUAUGACAAAGAAGAAAUCAUUGGAUUUUUUUUCGUCACCAACUACAUUACAAUUAUUGCACAACAAAAACACGUAUGUCAGGAUUUCAGGAAGUUGACUUCACCUUUGAAAGCCAGCUGGUUAGAUGUUUCCUUUCUGGAAAAAAAACACAAAAAAACAAUGAUUCAUUGUGAGUGUACCUGCUGAGGCAGUUUAUUCAAGGUGACCACUUGGAUCCAGUAAAUAGAGAUCAUCCUGCCAGUUUCUUUAACAAUAUAAACUACCUCUGUUUUUGCCACCAGUCUUGGAAACAAGAGUAGCCACAACUUCUGUUUCUGUUAGGAUUUUCUAGUCAUAAUGAGGUACAGAUUCAAAGGCAUAGUUGGAAUACUGAUCAAACUAUGUUACUGUGUCUCAUAUGGAAGUGUUUUAUUUUUGAAAAUAAAGGGCAGUUACAGU